AUGUCCUCGAAGCAAACCUCACUGCCAAACUACGGUGUGCCCGAUGUAGAGAUCGAGAGUCUCCUCGGACAGGGUCGGAGCUAUGACGAAUGGAAAGUCAGAUUGAAGAAUCAUGGCUACGGUAAACUGUGGAACGAAAAUCUCAAGAACAUCAUCAUCAAAAGAGAGUUUGAGAAAUUCAAAACUGAGAUUUUGCGUUUGCAAGCUGAGCCGAACGAAUCUCCAAGUGGCAAAGACGUUCAGAAAACCAAUUCUUUGGAGAGUAUCUUGAAACGAUUGCAAGGCCAGGAUUGGGCCAACGGGAAACCUAACGAGAAGGUACAAAGAAUGCGGGAUAGGAGGCUCCUUGGAAAGGACGCAAAGAUAAGAGCUUUGCAAAAGUAUGUCAAAGAGUGGAAAGAAAUUGAAUCUUCUGGCGCAUCUUCGAAUCUAGACAGGGAGAAGCCUGUUUCUGCCUACCGAUCCACGAACUCUGGGCCGAGCCCAGCCUCCACUCCGUCUUCAAUGCAGCAGGUAUAUGGCGGUACCCAGCCUACCAUGCAGAAUACAGUCUGGGAUUACCAAAGUAGCGAGCCAUCAACAUACACUUCUACUUGUCAACUUGGCUCUGAAAAGUACAACUCCCAACCUUUCACCUCUCAAUCCUCUAAUACAUUCACUUCCACCUCCGCGUCCGCCGCAAAGUAUCCCACCAAAUCAUCUGGUGAUUACCAACUGAGCGCAGCAUGGAGCUCCCCUCCUGAAGCUCGUGAAACUCCUCUGGCGGCCACCACCGCCUCCCCGUCCACCAACUCCAUGGGUGGUUACCAGAGCAGCACAGCAUGGAGCACCACUCCUGAAACCCGUGCAACCCCCCAGGUGACCACGAACACCACCAACUUCCCAGACGGCACAUAUCCUGCCGCAUCAACACAAGGGUAUAAUGCGGAGGCUCAGCCGUAUUGGGAUGGGUACCAGACUCGGUGGAGUUGA
Messenger RNA from Hyaloscypha bicolor E, 972 nucleotides. RefSeq lists its product as uncharacterized. The record is from RefSeq and is a predicted model, not a curated record. NCBI's taxonomy places the organism in Eukaryota, Fungi, Ascomycota, Leotiomycetes, Helotiales, Hyaloscyphaceae. The transcript is spliced from 2 exons. Bases 1 to 972 code for a protein of 323 amino acids.